Molecule: messenger RNA, 1331 nt
Organism: Trematosphaeria pertusa
Lineage: Eukaryota; Fungi; Ascomycota; Dothideomycetes; Pleosporales; Trematosphaeriaceae
Product: SET domain-containing protein
Exons: 2
Coding region: 1-1155 (384 amino acids)
Molecular function (GO): protein binding
Source: RefSeq, a predicted model, not a curated record
AUGAAGAGCGUUGUCGGUCUCAGCCUGCUCGCAGAGAAAGUGGCCAACUUCCCGUGGACAUUCUGGCCCGAGUGCUACUCCAACGAGAACACCACCGAGCCCGUGUGCGUCUUCACCGACCAAAAGUUCGCUUCGGGAAGAGGCAUAUACAUCGUUUCAACGGCGUCGCUCGCAUACCAGAUGCUGAAGAAGCCCGCCUUCUCACGGCCUGGAGCCCUCGACAGGAUAAACCAGCACGCAAAUCCGCCCUACGUACAGCACGAAUUCCCCGGCAAAGGCCGAGGCCUCGUGGCCAAUAAAACGCUCCAUCGAGGCGACCAAAUCUUCGCCUCUACACCCCUCGUCAUCACCAACCCCAUCUCCUACCAUCUCGUCGAAGAGGAGCGCCUCCGCCUCGCCCACCGCGGCGUCGAGACCCUCCCACCCGCCUCACAGUCCCUCUUCUGGGCCCUGCUCGACCACUUCAAAGGCGACCCCGUCGACGACCGCAUCAACACCAACGCGUUCGAGAUAGAAGUCGACGGCGUCGGCCAGUACGCCGUGCUCCCGGAGAUCGCAAUGCUGAACCACGACUGCCGGCCCAACGCGGCCUACUUCUGGGACGAGGAGACGCUGAGCCACUACGUGCACGCGACACAGACCAUCUACCCGGGCGAGGAGAUCACCAUCACGUACAUCAACAACGAGCGCAAGCGCAGCCUGCGCAUGGCGAACCUCAAGCGCAACUGGGGCUUCGACUGCAGCUGCAGCGCAUGCUCGGCGCACCCGGUCUUCGCCGCCGAGUCCGACGCCCGCAUCCAGCAGCUCGACGACGUCGCCAAGGAGCUCAACGACUGGACCGCGGAGAGCCGUGCCACGCCUGAGAUGGCUGAGCUGCUCAUCUCGCUGUACGAACAGGAGCGCCUGUUCGCUAGCAUGGGCUAUGUGUACAAGCACGCCGCCGAGGCGUACAGCAGCUUUGGCGACCGCCACAAUGCGGUUAAGUAUGCGCGGCUGAGCGUGGAGGUGAAUUCCUUGGAUAAGGGGUUCAGGGAUGUCGAUGUGCUGGCGAUGAAGAAGAUGGCGCAGGAGCCGGAGCAGACGUGGAGCUGGAAGAAGAGGGUGGGGCAUCAGAGGUUUGAGGGGAGUACGUGUGCGUGCGGGCAUACGCAUUAGCGCCGAGCGAAUGCGAAGGACAUAACGGAUCGUGUUAUCUUGUUGGCGUUUUGGACGGAUGGGAAUUGGGCAUUUGGAGUUGGGGAUCUAGUCUGCUAUGGCGUUGAAAAGGCAUUGGAGCACUCAUGUCGCGAGUGGAUGGCGCACUGUCGCUCGGCAUUCAUCACAAUUACUAC